AUGAACAAACCUUUUGCUGAUGAGGAUCUUGCAAAGAUCUUGGAAAGAAUAGAAAAUGGUGAGAAAAUAGAGGCGCUUGAAUUAGAAAAGUUGCUCGUGAAACAAGUCAGAGAUAAGAACAAAUUUGAACAUGGUGAAAUCAUUUUCAAGUACUUGCGGGAAACAGCAAAGCAUAAAAGACAAGGCAGCAUUGAUAUAGGCGCUUUUCAACGAGGCUUAUUUACCUUGAUUCGAUAUGCACCUACUCUUGAAAAAGCCUUGAGCUACGCCAACAUGUUUUUUGUCGAGAUACAGGAACCACUUCGGACACCGUAUGCCGAAGUUGUGGUGUUGACCAAUCUGCUUGUGUUGCUCAAUAAGCGUCAUACAGUCGAAUCAAUGAAGUUAGGACUGAGACUGAUCCAAUUGAUUAUUGAUAUUGGUGUCUUUCGUUUAAAUCCAAACAGGUUUUGGAAUGAAUUCUCGGUGAGAUCCAAAGAUGCCAUUCAAGUGUUGUUGACAGUCUGUGAUUCUGUCUUGAGAUAUCAUCGCCUUCAGUUAAAUAGCGAUAGAUCUGGUUUUAUACCCAUCAAAAGAUGA
Gilbertella persicaria is the source of this 579-nucleotide messenger RNA. RefSeq lists its product as uncharacterized. The record is from RefSeq and is a predicted model, not a curated record. Bases 1 to 579 code for a protein of 192 amino acids. NCBI's taxonomy places the organism in Eukaryota, Fungi, Mucoromycota, Mucoromycetes, Mucorales, Choanephoraceae. The transcript has a single exon.